AUGGAGCGUUUCUCUGCUGCCGUCGAACUACCCCGCGACGUUUGGUUAGCCAUAGACAUUAAAGUCCUAUCAAACUCCAUUGAGGACCUGUGCAGGUUCCGUAUGACGUGUUGCGCUGCGCGCGAUGCAGGCGAGGAGGAUACUGUGCUCAGGAUGGUUUCUAUACCACCCCCGCAUGACGUGAAGUGGUGGUGGAGGCGCGACCCAAUAGGACGAAGAUUUUUCGAUAGGUGCUUUGAGAUUGGUCACCCGAAGCUUCUGUUUCGGGAGGUGCUGCGGGUGAUCUACAUACGAUGUAACCACGCCAUCGGAUGGGAAAUGCUGCAGAAUGCAGCAAGCAAUGGAUUCAACGCUGCCUAG
Molecule: messenger RNA, 360 nt
Organism: Arachis stenosperma
Lineage: Eukaryota; Viridiplantae; Streptophyta; Magnoliopsida; Fabales; Fabaceae
Exons: 1
Coding region: 1-360 (119 amino acids)
Source: RefSeq, a predicted model, not a curated record